AUGCAAGACGGCCGUGCUCCACGGAUUAAAAAUCGAGCACCCGCUGCGAUCCAGAUCACAGCGGAGCAACUCUUGCGUGAGGCCCAAGAACGACAAGAAACAGCUUUCCGCGCGCCAAAACAGCGAGUUGAGGAUUUCGAAGAACUCAAUGAAUACCGGGGGCGGAAACGAAGAGAGUUCGAGGAGAGGAUACGAAGGACUAGAGGAAGCAUAAAAGAAUGGCUGCAAUACGCAAACUGGGAGGCCUCUCAAAAUGAAUUCGCCAGAUCCCGGUCCAUCUUCGAGCGCGCACUGGACGUCGAUCCACGCAGCAUCCAACUCUGGCUGUCCUACACCGAAAUGGAGCUCAAAUCCCGAAACGUCCAACAUGCACGAAACUUAUUCGACCGCGCCGUCACCCUCCUCCCGCGCGUGGACCAACUAUGGUAUAAAUACGUCUACCUAGAAGAGUUACUCCAGAACGUCCCAGGUGCGCGACAGGUGUUCGAGCGGUGGAUGCAAUGGGAGCCGGACGAUAAGGCUUGGCAGGCGUAUAUCAAGCUGGAGGAGAGGUACCAGGAGCUGGAUCGGGCGAGCACGAUAUACGAAAGGUGGAUUGCUGUGAGGCCUGAGCCGAGGGUGUGGGUGAAGUGGGGCAAGUUUGAGGAAGAUAGAGGGAGAGCGGAUAAGGCGCGGGAGGUUUUUCAGACUGCGUUGGAGUUUUAUGGAGAUGAGGAGGAGCAGGUGGAGAGGGCGCAGGCUGUUUUUAGCGCUUUUGCGAAGAUGGAGACGAGGUUGAAGGAGUAUGAGCGUGCGAGGGUGAUUUAUAAGUUUGCUCUUGCUCGUAUUCCGAGAUCAAAGUCUGCCGGGCUUUACGCUUCCUACACGAAGUUUGAAAAACAGCAUGGGACGCGGAGUUCUCUUGAGAGCACGGUGCUGGGAAAGCGGCGAAUUCAGUACGAAGAGGAGCUGGCUCAUGAUGGACGAAAUUAUGAUGUCUGGUUCGACUACGCUCGACUGGAGGAGGCUGCUUGGCGAGAUCUCAAGGACGAGGGAUCUACGCAGGAGGAGCUAGUAUCGUCCUCAGCGCGCGUACGCGAGGUUUAUGAGAGGGCUGUGGCUCAGGUACCGCCGGGCGGUGAGAAGAGGCAUUGGAGAAGGUAUAUUUUCUUGUGGCUGGAUUACGCCCUCUUUGAAGAGAUCGAAACCAAGGAUUACACCCGUGCUCGUCAGAUUUACCAAACUGCGCUCAAUCUGGUUCCACAUAAGCAGUUCACGUUUGCGAAGCUGUGGUUGAUGUUUGCAAAGUUUGAGAUUCGACGAUUGGAGUUGCCUGCUGCUAGGAAAAUCCUUGGAACUGCUAUUGGUUUAUGUCCCAAGGAGGCAUUGUUCAAAGGCUACAUUGAUGUGGAAGUUGAGUUGCGUGAAUUUGACCGUGCUCGCAGACUCUACGAGAAGUACCUCGAGUAUGACGCUGCAAAUGCCCCUGCUUGGAUCAAGUUUGCAGAACUUGAGGCACAAUUACAAGACUUCGCUCGAACACGCGCCAUCUUCGAACUCGGGGUCUCUCAAUCGCCAUUGUCGAUGCCUGAAGUUCUAUGGAAGGCAUACAUUGAUUUCGAGAUUGAAGAAGGGGAACGUGCGACGGCACGAUCGUUGUACGAAAGACUCAUCGCGCUCAGUGGACACGUCAAAGUGUGGAUAUCGUAUGCCCUGUUUGAGGCGGAGCCGAUUCCCAUUCCGAGGGCGGAAAGGGAAGAGGAAGAGGAAGAGGAAGAGGACGAGGAGGAGGACGAGGAAGCGGAGAGGAAAAUGGUUCCUGGUGAUCCUGUUCUUGCGAGACAGGUUUUAGAGCGUGGAUACAAGGAUUUGAAAAGUAAAGGGCUUAAAAGCGAGCGUGUUGCACUUCUGGAAGUGUGGAAGACCUUUGAGGCAGGUCAUGGAUCUGCACAGGACGUCGCAAAGGUUGAGGGUAUGAUGCCGAUCGUCAGCAAAAAGAGACAUGUCGACCAGGAGACAGGACAAACAGUCGAAGAUUGGGAUCUUGUGUUCGCGGACGACGAAAGGGAAUCGAAUCCUACUUCGUUCAAGUUUUUGCAGAUGGCGCAUGCUUGGAAACAGACUCAAGGGAAGGGUGGUCCUGGUGCUGGGGGAGGUGGUGGUGGCAUUUUGGCGGGGUUCAAGGCUGCUACGAAGGCUGCUUCUGCUGCUGCUGCUUCACAGGAUGAUGAUGCUCUGAGUGAUGUCGCUAGUUCGCAUGGUGGAGAGUCGGAUUAG
Molecule: messenger RNA, 2256 nt
Organism: Laccaria bicolor S238N-H82
Lineage: Eukaryota; Fungi; Basidiomycota; Agaricomycetes; Agaricales; Hydnangiaceae
Exons: 12
Coding region: 1-2256 (751 amino acids)
Biological process (GO): mRNA splicing, via spliceosome; spliceosomal complex assembly
Cellular component (GO): Prp19 complex; precatalytic spliceosome; U2-type catalytic step 2 spliceosome
Molecular function (GO): protein binding
Source: RefSeq, a predicted model, not a curated record